This is a messenger RNA of Penicillium subrubescens, 951 nucleotides long. Its product is annotated as putative alpha-1,6-mannosyltransferase subunit. The record is from RefSeq and is a predicted model, not a curated record. Gene Ontology annotation, molecular function: alpha-1,6-mannosyltransferase activity. Lineage: Eukaryota; Fungi; Ascomycota; Eurotiomycetes; Eurotiales; Aspergillaceae. Gene Ontology annotation, biological process: protein N-linked glycosylation. Gene Ontology annotation, cellular component: mannan polymerase complex; Golgi membrane. Bases 1 to 951 code for a protein of 316 amino acids. The transcript has 3 exons.
AUGCAGUUCGCAUUGCCUCCGCGGAGGAGCCUUCAUACUCUCCCGGGCGCCAAUUCCUCACGACUACCGCUGUACCGAAGAAAACAGCUCAAGACGAUAGCCAUAUUUGCGUUUGCCGUCCUUACACUGCUGUACCUAUUAUCGCGUCUCUUCUCGUCAAGCUCGACUUCGCUUUCUCCGCCGGCUGGUACGGCGGGUAUGGUGAUUGUGACGUUGUUGGAUCGUCAAAGUCUCAGCGAGAGCUAUAUCAAUAAGAUUGUCACGAAUAGGGAAGACUAUGCCAAGCGCCAUGGGUACACGAACUUCUUCGCAAGCGUCUCCGACUACGAGGAAGCUAUAGGCGACGCCCCUCGAAGCUGGGCCCUCAUCCCAGCAAUGCGUCAUGCAAUGGCAACGUAUCCCAAAUCCAAAUACUUCUUUCACCUAAGCCCUCACGCGCUCGUCAUGAAUCCUACCACAUCUCUCAAAUCGCACCUCCUCGACCGAAGCCGCCUUGAAUCGCUGAUGCUGAAGAAUGUCCCCAUCGUCCCGCCCGACAGCAUUAUCAAGACAUUUGCGCUUAAACAGAAAGACGUUGAUCUUAUUCUUACUCAGGAUGGCGAGGAUUUGAGUCCUUCUAGCUUUAUUCUUAAGAAUGGGGACUUUGCGCGGUUCUUCUUGGAUCUUUGGUUUGAACCGCUGUUUCGGAGUUAUAGAUUUGCUAAGGCUGAGACACAUGGACUGGAUCACAUUAUGCAGUGGCAUCCAACGGUGCUGGCUCGGACGGCUUUAGUGCCCCAGCGGAUUCUGAAUGCGUACAGCAAGGACUCGUCGGGGGCCUCGCAGGAUGGUUCUUACAAGGAUGGUGACUUUGUCAUUCGGUUCCCUUCGUGUGAUGAGGGGAAAGCUCGCGAUUGCGAUGAAUUGGAUCCAUAUUACUCGAUGUGGUCGAAGAAGGCCAAGAGUACCUGA